UCUUUUUACGCGUGCGUGUUUCUCGGAGGAUUACAUGUACAUCUAUAUGUAGGUAUCAAUACAUGCGUUUGUGUGUGUGUGUGUGUGUGUGUGUGUGUGUGUGUGUGUGUGUGUGUGUGUGACGGAAUCUACCCUCUGCGCACACACGCUCUCGAGUCUCCAAGAAUCCACGCGGAGGAGGACAGAAGAAGAGGAGGCGGCUGUCCACGGGCUCUCACACUGCGGAACGCGCGCGGAGCUGCCUGGAGAUCCCCCUCCCCGCCCCCAAAUAUCGGCGGGUCCUUGCACCCGCAUGCACUCUGAGCACCGCCUCCCCGCGCGCGGAGUGGACGUUUGACUCCAUCGGGAGCAGCAGCAGGAGGGAAUCGGCUCCCGAGCUCCAGGAGGUUUCGCCGCGGGUGCGCGCGGACACGACAGGUGGAUUAAUCCGAGCGGCGCGGUUCUCAUUUCUGAGCGGAGGUGCUUCUGCUGCGCGCCUGUUUUUCUCCCCACUUGGUCCCCUCGGACGGAGGCGCGAUUGAUGGAUUAAUUUGACCGGGGCGGAGGGGGGAGACUCACCCCUUGGAGGGCACCCGAAUGGAGUAACAGGCUGCAAUGUCAUCUCCACCCGGCCGCCUGGAGAGAUGUGUCACGGGAAUGGGAUCAAGUUGAAACACUUUGGCACCAGGAGGAGGAGGAAGGACGACGACGACGAGCCGGAGGAGGGGCGCGAUGGCCGGCCACGACGACGCCGACGCGCGGGUCAGGGAAGCAGCGGCGGCAGCGGCGCGCACGCUCACGGAGCCGCGAGACGAAGGCGCAAAACGCGCCUUGUGACAGCCAAGGGGACGAUGUCGGCGGUGUUGUGGAUGCUGCUCCUACUCUCGCGGUGGGUGUCUCUUGCCGCGUCCCAGAAGCCUCCUGGGCUCAGCGUGGGCGUGGUGAUGGGCCAGACCCGACUGGUCCCGGACCAGGAGCUGCGUCCCCCGCGCAGCCCCGACGAUGCCCUGGACGUAUCGGUGGUGCCCUUAAGGAUCAACCAGACCGACCCCAAGUCUGUCAUCACACAGGUAUGCGAGCUGCUAUCGCGUUCUCGCCUCCACGGCAUCGUCUUUGCCGACGGCACCGACCAGGAGGCCAUUGCACAGAUUCUCGACUUCCUGUCCGUCCAGACGCAACUUCCUGUGCUGGGCGUGCACGGAGGCUCCUCCAUGAUCAUGGCCGACAAGGAUGAGAAGUCGACGUUUUUCCAGUUUGGUGCCGCCCUGCAACAGGAGGCCCUCCUCAUGCUGGCCAUCAUGGAGGAGUACGACUGGCACGUCUUCUCCAUCGUCACCUCCAAGUUCCCCGGCUACCAGGACUUCAUCAGCACCCUCAGGGUCACCGUGGACCACAGCUUUGUGCGCUGGGACCUGCAGAGCGUGGUGACUCUGGACGCCGUGGACGGAGACCCCAACUCCAAGUCUCACAUCGCCCUCAAGAGGAUCCAGAGUCCCGUCAUCCUGCUCUACUGCUCCAAGGACGAGGCCGUCUACAUCCUGGAGGAGGCGCGCUCGUUGGGCCUGAUCGGAGCCGGUUACAUCUGGAUUGUGUCCAGUCUCACCACGGGAAACCCAGACUUCACCCCCGAGGCGUUUCCCCUGGGCAUGAUCUCGGUGUCCUACGAUGAUUGGGAGUACCCGCUGGAGACGCGGGUGCGGGACGGCGUGGGCAUCAUCUCAUCGGCAGCCACCGCCAUGCUGCGAGAGAAGGGCGAGCUGCCCGAAGCGCAGGGCAGCUGCUACAGCACGCCGUCGGACCGCAGCCCGGGCAAGCUGCCGCCCAGUGCCCUGCGCAGACACAUGAUGCACGUGUGGAACGAGGGCAGAGAUUUGUCCUUCACGCCCGACGGUUACCAGGCCAACCCCAAGCUGGUGGUCAUCGUCUUGAACAGCGAUAGAACGUGGGAGAAGAUGGGUCGCUGGGAGAACGGCACGCUGUCGUUGAUGUUCCCCGUGUGGCCGCGCUACAACUCGCACGGCGACGAGGACGCCGAUGAGAACCACCUGUCCAUCGUCACGCUGGAGGAGAAGCCCUUCGUCAUCGUGGACAACGUGGACAUCCUCACGGGGACCUGCAUGAGGAAUUCCGUGCCCUGUCGCAAACACGUCAAAGAUAACAGCACGUCGGGGGGCUCGUACAUCAAGCAGUGCUGCAAGGGCUUCUGCAUCGAUAUCCUCAAGAAGAUCGCCCGAAAUGUGAAGUUCACGUACGACCUCUACCUCGUCACCAACGGCAAGCACGGCAAGAAGAUCAACAACGUGUGGAACGGAAUGGUAGGAGAGGUGGUGUACAAGAAAGCCGCCAUGGCCGUGGGCUCUCUGACCAUCAACGAGGAGAGGUCGGAGGUCAUCGACUUCUCCGUGCCCUUCGUGGAGACGGGCAUCAGCGUCAUGGUGUCGCGCAGCAACGGCACCGUCUCGCCGUCGGCCUUCCUCGAGCCUUUCAGUGCGUCCGUUUGGGUGAUGAUGUUUGUGAUGCUGCUCAUCGUCACGGCCAUCGCCGUCUUCCUUUUCGAGUUUGUCUCUCCGCUGGGCUUCAACCGCAACUUGGCCCAAGGCAAAGACCCUCACGGUCCGUCGUUCACCAUCGGCAAGGCCGUCUGGCUGCUGUGGGGUCUGGUGUUCAACAACUCGGUGCCGGUGCAGAACCCCAAAGGCACCACCAGCAAGUUCAUCGUGUCGGUGUGGGCUUUCUUCGCCGUCAUCUUCUUGGCCUCGUACACGGCCAACCUGGCCGCCUUCAUGAUCCAGGAGGAGUUUGUGGACCAGGUCACCGGACUCUCGGACAAGAAGUUUCAGAGUCCCUACUCGUACUCGCCGCCCUUCCGCUUCGGCACGGUUCCCAACGGCAGCACGGAGCGCAACAUCCGCAAGAACUACCCGGACAUGCACCAGUACAUGACCAAGUACCAUCAGACCGGAGUGCAGGACGCCCUGGUCAGCCUCAAGACCGGCAAGCUGGACGCGUUCAUCUACGACGCGGCGGUGCUCAACUACAUGGCAGGCCGAGACGACGGCUGCAAGCUGGUGACCAUCGGCAGCGGCUACAUCUUCGCCACCACCGGCUACGGCAUCGCGCUGCAGAAGGGCUCCUACUGGAAGCGGCUGGUGGACCUGGCCAUCCUCGGCAUCAUCGGCGACGGCGAAAUGGAGGAGCUGGAGGCGCAGUGGCUGACGGGCAUCUGCCACAACGAGAAGAACGAGGUCAUGUCCAGCCAGCUGGACGUGGACAACAUGGCGGGCGUCUUCUACAUGCUGGCCACGGCCAUGGGCCUGUCCAUCCUCACCUUCGUCUCCGAGCAUCUCUUCUACUGGCGUCUGCGCUACUGCUUCACCGGCGUCUGCUCGGGACGCCCCGGCCUGCUCUUCACCAUCAGCAGGGGCAUCUGGAGCUGCAUCCACGGCGUUCACAUCGACAUGAAGAAGAAGGCGCCCGAGCUGGACUUCAGCCCCCAGGCCAACAUGCUGCACCUGCUCAAGUCGGCCAAGUCCAUCGCCAUGUCGUCGCCCAAACGCAACACGGUGCUGCUGCAGCCCAGCAUCCUCGACGUCAUGACGGGAAAAGGUAACUCGCUGCACAGCCUCACGCCGAAGGGUCCCGGUCUCUAUAGCAACGCCGGCGGGCCACAGGCCUUCCUGUCUCUGGCCGGACGCCACAAGAACCUGCUGAACAACGCGGCGCCUUUCCCGGCCCCGCAGAAGCCGCCGGCGCUCAAGGCCAGCCCCACCAACAAGCCGCAGCUCUCGGUCACCAACGACAACGGCAAGGCGCGGCCCGGCCUCGCGGGAGGCCCCGCGGGACCGCCGUCCAAGCCUCGAGCCCUUUGGAAAAAAAGCGUGGAGACCCUCAAGACUCAGCCCGGCGGGGCGGCGCCGGGCGGCGGCGGCGGCGGCAACCCCGCCUCGACCGCGGGGGUUCCCCCGGCGAUGAAGAGCCAGCGCUAUCUGCCCGAAGAGCCGCCGCCCCCGCCCCACUCGGACAUCUCGGAGUGCUCCAGCCGCCCCGCGUCCCACAAAGACUCUGACUCCGUCGUGGCCAGGGGCGGCUUCAAAUCCGUGAACCAGUUGAAGAAGCGCGGCGGCGGCCCCAAGAUCUACUCCAUCGACUCGGACCAGGCCAGCCUGCAGUCGGCGCCGCCCUACCGGCGCGACAGCCAGGGGGGCAGCGACGAGCAGCCGUACCCGCCCGACCUGUUCCCGCCCGACGGAACCUACACGCACAAGGGAGACGCGCCCAUCCUGCAGUUGAGCGCCACCUUGCUGCACCACAGCCACAGCGCCGAGGCCGACCUGCACUCCAUGAAGGACAAGAAGUACAGCACCUACACGCACAGCAGCGCCAAGGACAAGUCGAGCGGAUCCUUCGAGGCUCCCGGUUCGGCCGUGGGCUCUCAGGGCGUGCGUCCGGGCCACUGCCGGUCCUGCCUGACCAAGCUGAGCGGCUACUCGGGUCUGUACACGGUGCGGCCCCCGCAGGCCCGCUGCGACGCCUGCGCCCACCUGGGCAACCUGUACGACAUCAGCGAGGACCACCUGAACUACUCGCGCGCGACCGACAUGUUUGCCCACUUCCUGCCCCAAAGCCAGCUGGGCGUGGUGGGCGAGGGCGACGACCUGGUCAGCCACUUUGAGCCCGCCGCGCCGCGCUCGCCGUCCGCCCUGACCGCCGCCUCCUCGCCCGUGGCGCAGCGUUUGCAGCUGAGUCGCCAGCACUCGUACGAGAACGUGCUUCCGGACGCCAUCUCCCCGCUGCGGGGCCUGAGCCUCCCCGACCGGGACCGGGAGAUGGCCUCGGACGAGGGCGCCUACGCCAACGUGCUCACCAUGCGCUCCGACCGCCCCUUCAGCGGCCGCAGUCCGCCUUCGCCGUCGCCCUCCCACCACCGCAGCUUGGACGCCCCCCUUGGCCGCCCACGUCGGCGCCGGCGCCCACGCCGCCGUCCGCCGCUGUACAAGCAGCGCCCGCCGCUCUCGCUCACCCUGGCCAAUCACGGCGGCCACCACGCCAAUCACCACCUGGACCCGCAGGCGUUCUACCCUCAACAGGAGCCCCCCGUGGUGGCCUACAUGGUGCCGCCCGCCGCCGCCCAGCCCAUGAGCUACGUGACGGCGCCGCGAGCUUCCAGCGCCGGCGGCAAUCGGCCCCGCCUCUACCGACGCAUGCCCAGCAUCGAAUCUGAUGUUUGAGACUCGCCCCCCACCC
Molecule: messenger RNA, 5223 nt
Organism: Hippocampus comes (tiger tail seahorse)
Lineage: Eukaryota; Metazoa; Chordata; Actinopteri; Syngnathiformes; Syngnathidae
Gene: grin2ab
Product: glutamate receptor, ionotropic, N-methyl D-aspartate 2A, b
Biological process (GO): monoatomic ion transport
Cellular component (GO): membrane
Molecular function (GO): ligand-gated monoatomic ion channel activity; signaling receptor activity
Source: RefSeq, a predicted model, not a curated record